AUGACAUCGCGGACGAGCAGCAACGGCACCCCCGUGGACGAGGUCGAGGAAGUGUUUCGGGUACUGCGCGGCCAGGAGCGCGUGGUGGGCGUAAUCGCCACCACGGCCGACGGGGCGCCGAUCAAGUCGACGCUCGAGGACGCCGCCGAGACCAGCCGGUACGCGCAGCUCGCGGCGGGCCUCUGCGACCAGGCCAGGAGCGCCAUGAGCGACGCGGGUCCCGGCGAGGAGCCGACGUUCUUCAAGAUGAAGACCCGCCACCACGAAGUCAUCAUCUCGCCAAGCAAGAGGUACACGCUCGUCGUGCUCACCGAAGUCCCACAGCCGCCACCCACCGAGGCCGGACAAUGA
Messenger RNA from Dermacentor andersoni, 351 nucleotides. NCBI's taxonomy places the organism in Eukaryota, Metazoa, Arthropoda, Arachnida, Ixodida, Ixodidae. The record is from RefSeq and is a predicted model, not a curated record.